Peronospora belbahrii is the source of this 258-nucleotide messenger RNA. NCBI's taxonomy places the organism in Eukaryota, Oomycota, Peronosporomycetes, Peronosporales, Peronosporaceae. The record is from the annotation of a GenBank genome assembly.
AUGUCCCAAGGCCGUAUCUUACCACUUGAGUUAAUUGACAAAUGCAUUGGUUCUAAGCUCUGGAUCGUGAUGAAGGGCGAUAAAGAAUUUCUUGGGACACUUCGAGGAUUUGACGAUUACGUGAACAUGGUAUUGGAUGACGUAACGGAGUACGAGAUUACUCCGGAUGGAAAGCGUGAAGUAAAGUUAGACCAAGUUCUGCUCAAUGGAAACAACGUCUGCUUGCUUGUGCCCGGAGGAUUCCCGACAACGUCCUAG